AUAUAUGAUUUAUAAUCGUCAGCGUGCUGCUUGUGCAGGCAUAUGCUCGCCAAAAUAAGGUUAACGAAAGAUGUGUUUAUCAUAGGUACCCCUUCGAAGCAAGCCACUGUGGGUUUUCGAUCGAUCGCAACAUCGCUUUGGAUGACUCGAUUUCGCGCCUCCAUUGCACGCAUCCUAACUACACGCAUGUGAAUAAUAAACAGUGGUGGUAGCUAGACCGUUCCAUGCAAGCAUUUACCAACUGCGCAUGCUAGGCUAGGACCAUGGUCCGCUUGCAUAGGUUUGAGAAAGUUCUUACAGCUCAAAACGUCCUACCCUCAGUAUACAGGCGUGCCCGACUUCAAACCUGUGCGUCUUAGUUAACUAAUUUGUUGUUGGUUCUCUUUUGUUCCCGAAGCAAACAACUACAAAGAAGAAGCCUGCUCGUCCUUCAUCAAGGAGAUGUUGAAGUGUUGUGAAAAGUGGAAAACAAUGUCUGCUUGCUGCGCCGGGUUUCUUAAAGACGAGAAAUCGAAGUAGGUUGCAACCGUCCACGAGACAUCUUGGCGGGAUUUAGAAUUCGGGAGCGCUGGCCUUAGAAGUUUUUUCCAUCUGCCUGUGUUCCCCACGGUUCUUUUUUUCUACGGCCAUCAGAUUUAGGUGUCACAAUGGUGCAGCAGUCGAGCAGGUUCAACGUGGGCAAAGUGAAGCUCUACCACCACCUCGUGCUUGCGGGGCUCAUACGCGCCGGGCUGAUCGUCGUCGGGGAAUGGCAAGACCAGAACCUGCAAGUCAAGUACACCGAUGUCGAUUACCACGUCUUCACCGAUGGCGCUGCGUACGUGGCCAAGGGGGAGUCGCCGUUCCUGAGGGAGACUUACCGGUACAGUCCCCUGCUGGCCAUGCUUCUUGUUCCGAACGUGCUUCUUCAUCCGGCCUUCGGAAAAGUACUCUUCUCUGCCGUAGAUGUCCUGGUUGGCUACUACGCCUAUCACAUCGUGCGGACGGCCAAGUUCAGUGAACGCAAGGCUGUGCUUUGUGCCUGCCUGUGGCUCUACAACCCCAUUACUUUCGCCGUUUCCACACGUGGUAGCUCCGAUUCCAUCCUGGCACUCAUCGUCGUGUUCUCUCUCUUCGCCCUGCUCAAGAGCAGAGACACGGCUGCCGGCCUGGCUUAUGGUUUCUCGGUGCACCUCAAGAUGUACACAGUGGUCUAUGCGCUCCCCAUCUACUUGGCCCUCCAGACAAGACUGCCCUCUGGGUCUGCAGCAAAGGGAGAGUUGGAGAGCUGGCGCUCUUACUUGUCCCGCCUGCUGUUGCCCAACCGACGAAAGCUCAUCUUCCUUGGCUCCAGCGCAGCAUCCUUUUUCCUGCCAACCCUUCUGUGCUACCUGGCUUAUGGUCGAGAGUACAUCCAGGAGGUGUUCCUUUACCAUGUCUCCCGGAGGGAUGUCCGUCACAACUUCUCUCCUCUCUUCUACCCACUGUAUCUGGCCAACCAUAACACGUCCGACAGCAGUGGUGGCAACACAUUUGCUGCACUCUUGCCACAGCUUUUGCUGAUGUUGCUGCUGUCCUUCAAGUAUGGCCAGCUGAAUGACCUGCCUUUUGCCCUGUUCUGCGUCACAUUUGUGCUAGUGAGCUUCAACAAGGUGUGCACGUCACAGUACUUCCUGUGGUAUCUGUGUCUGCUGCCGUUGGUGUUGCCCAAGCUGGGCCUGAGCAUGAGGCGUGGUGUACUUCUGCUGCUCAUGUGGCUGGGAGGCCAGGCACUGUGGCUGGUGCAGGCAUAUUACCUAGAGUUUGGCGGCAAGCCUCUCUUCCUUCACGUCUGGGUGGCAGGCCUCAUGUUCCUUGUGGCCAACACUUUCAUCCUUUGCUUCAUGAUGGCCCACUACCAGAGCCACAUACCUAGAAGCAAGAAGGCCAAGAACAAGUGAAUGUACCGGUUUGAAUUUAGUUUGCUUUUUUGUUGUUGUUGUUGUUGGAGAGCAACCAAAACUGGAAUUGUGUCCCUCAACUGUAGUCAGCAGGCUCAUUUUUGUUCUUGACAGUAGCCACUCAGAACUGCAAAUGCAGCAUAGUCCACCAGAGAUGGCUGUGUCUUCAAACCUGCGGUAGUGUGUGUAGCAGAUGGAAGGUACACACUGGCCUGUCAAGCAGCAGUUUAUGCCUGUGUAUGUGAAAUUACAAUCUUGUGAACUUUGGCACAGCAUUCUUGCAUGGUAAAGCUAGCAGAUUUGUAAAUAGAGGUGAUGCGUGUCAAGCACAAUAAGAAUGUGCAGUGCAUGUGAGGGUUUUUGGUGUCGUGAGCAAAGCUUUGUGCCCUGUAUGUUUCACAGAACGCCUGCAUAUGCACCACAGAUGGAACACUGAGCUUUGUCACCCUGUUUUGGAAGGCUGGGUAGCACUAAAUGUAAAUCUAAUAGAUGGGGCAACAGGAAAGUAAUGCAGCUACCUUGGACGUGCCAUCAUGGAACUUUGCCAUAAGCUAUCUGACAUUAUUUUGUAGGCCAGAAAAGUCACGAUUCAUCUCGUGAGUUGCUCGACGUCGUACGCAGCUUGUCGGAGCUAGUCUUGAACUGUGCACAGAAAUUUUACUGAUGCUAAAGUGCAGAAGCUUGUCAGUCACUGACUAUUCAAAAGUAACGUAUGCCAUUAUUUAAGGGCCAGACAUAUGCCUGCGUACAUUGCUGCCCACGAAGAUAUGACACUACACAAUGUGUUAGGAGACCAUGCAAGUUGAUAGUUACCAUAGAAACUAUUGCCAGCGAGUGUAAAGCCUGUGUGACAAAACACUGUAAAUGUCUCCCACAUGUACACUGUAGUAUGUACUCCUAAUGAUGCAGAAAACAUAUUGUACAUAUAAUACCACCAUCUGAACAUCUGCCUAUGUAUCCGUUAAGCUGAUUUUUUCACUACGCUUUCGCUGCCGGUGACCAGUGAAAGUGUGGUGACCAAGCCAUGGGGCAAGCUAAAUGGCUUGUUGGCUGAUCUGUGUGCUUUUUCUCAUAGUGACAAUCUGAACCCUUAAAACCAAAUUUAUUUUGCAUGGCGUUUAGACAAACUUCUAUAUUUUUGUCAAAAAUUAGUGCCACUCUAUGUAAGCAAUGCCUUCAGCCAGAUAUGUAACAAGUUAUCUUUAGGCACCCAGCACAGGAGCAUAUUUGCAAGUGACCAUCAUCUGGGGAAGCUACUUGUAGCCAUAGAAAGCACACACAAUCAGUAGUUUUGAUGUAGCAUCUGUACACAACCAAAUUCUUUUGACAGUUUAAUUUCUACUGACAGCAAAGAACAUGUGAAUGUUAGAGUACCUUUUUUGUUUGACCAGCUUAGUGUGCUCAGUGAUCUACACAUUCAUUCAUGAAUUCUAAGCACACCUUUACCCCCCUCCAAAUCACAAGCUUCACUUGUUUAGGUGAAUAUAAGUAUUUUAUUUAAGGACUCCACAGUGGAAGUUAUUAGUUAUUUAGGGAUUAAUGUCUUUAAUGACCUGAACUCCCUACUCACAGACAGACCUCAAGCUGAAUUGCCUUCUCAACUCCAUCUACUGUAGGACAGGGCAGCUCCUUGACUGAAACUGUCUGUACUUCAGUAAUAUUCUUCAGUUAUUCCUGAAACAAAGAAUCAGUUGGAAUACAUCUCUAUUCCUGUGUUCUCAAAUAGAAGAGCAGGUGUUAGGAGUGCCCAGUUACAAGAUUUUGCUUGUAAAACUGAGCAUCAAUAUUGUAUCUGUUGAAGCACAAUAAUCACUUUAGUCUGCCAAGCAGAAGAACCUGUAAGAAUGCAAGGCUGGAAAUGUGGGACAUUUGCAGGUGCAUCAUUAAAAUGGGGUGGGUAUAUCAAAGUCAGACAGUGAAAUCUUUCAAUGCCUACAAAUAUUCUUCAAUCACAGUAAUAUGGUAUACUGUGAAGGAAGUAUAGAACAUUUCAGACAGGCACAUGCAAAGGGAAAUGUGUUUUCUUUUUUUAUUAAGAUUAAGGAGAUGCUAAAGAGAAAAACAGGUUGAGCUGUAUUCGUAAUUACCCUUCUACAAUACAAAAAAAGCCACUCUCACUAUGGGACGAGGCUUAAUAAGCCAUAAAGGAUGCAAAAACAAAAGACUGGCCAGUGACGCAUUCCUUCAAGUUUAAAAAAAUUAUGGGGUUUUACGUGCCAAAACCACUUUCUGAUUAUGAGGCACGCCGUACUGGAGGACUCCGGAAAUUUUGACCACCUGGGGUUCUUUAACGUGCACCUAAAUCUAAGUACACGGGUGUUUUCGCAUUUCGCCCCCAUCGUUUCCACAUCAGCUUGUCAUGAUGUAUUUUGACUCCGUCUGCCUGGGCCUUGUUAAUUUUUAUCAGAAGGAAUGUGUUUUAUUCUAAAGGAACAAGGGCCUGAACUUGGAGAUUUUCUAUUAUUGAGCUGCACCAGUCAAAAUAUGAGAAAAUAUUUUGCAAUCUGCGGUGUUACACUGACGUACAGGCACUGUAGUUUCGACGAGAAAUGAGAAAAAAAUGGAACUUUGACCUUUAUUUUCGCCUCUAAUAAUCAACCUAUUACCACAACAUUAGCAAAGAGGGAGUUUUUAAGGGAUAUCUUAUCAGUCUAUUCUAAACUGAUCAAAUGUUUCUUUUUGGCAUCACUCGAAGUAUCAGUGGUAUUCUCAGCAGUUUUUGAAGACAAUUCCUGAUGCACAACCUAAAUCUAGAAAAUUGAAAAAAAUGUCAUUUCUUGCUUUUUGCAAGAUGGUAAUAAAAACCAAAUUCUAAAGAUCCUGGCACCAGAGUUUAUUGAUGUACGGUGCACCUUCUUUUAUCACAAAUGCUAUUAAUUGUAAAAUAGCUUCCUUCUCAACAAAAUAUCAAAUUCUUCAUAGACAUUAGAUGUGGGGAAACUUACUCUUUUCUUUUUGAAAGGAAUAACCCCAUAAAGAGAUUCAUGUUGGAACUUUUAACGUUUGUGAAAUGACCAAAAUUCCCCCUUUUGAACCUGAUAGGUCCUGGACUUGGCGCAGUGGAGUUUUCUGAGCCCCAUCGUGAUGGCUACUUAAGAGUUACAUGGGUAUUUUUGGGCUGUCAGCCUGUAACAAAACAGUGACUUCUCUUUUGCGUAAAAUGUAAGCUGCAGGUGCAACAAGCACGACAUGCAUAGCCAUUUCGAUAGGCCCCCUCUGCACUCAUCCUAGUCUUCUUUUAAAUGUAACUUUAUUUUCUUUAUUCCCCCCCCCCCCUUUUCUUUCCUUGUGUCCGGCCAGUUCACAAGUUUUAUGUAUAACUUGUAUGAUCUCAAUGCAACCAAUAUGGCAUAUGUAGCCAUUUUGACGCUCGCCUCUUGUGCACCUCCUAGUCUUUUAAACGUGUUCCUAUGGGUGGGCAGCGCAACCCAGAUGAAGGACAAAAGGAAGUACACGAUACGAGCGCAGCCUAACAACUGGUUUAUUUUUUAAACAAGAAAAUAAAAUAUACAGAAAAUGUAAAGACGUGUUCUUUUAAACAUGAUUUUUUUAUCUUGUUUCUUGUAUCGAGCCAUUUACAGAUUUUAUUUAUAAUUUCUAAAAUCACAGGACACUUUUCAGUUUAAACCAUCUAGAUGUGGUAAAACGUAAAAGCACGUGCAUUGUAAAUGAUCCCAAGUCAUGUGAAUGGCUGGAAUGGUGACUCGGGUGGUUGUUGAGAUAAGUGCGACUUCUGUUACAGUAGCGAAGCUGCAUGAGCAAACAUGGAAAACGGUACUUUCCACUGGCCCAUUGCUGAAUGGCAUAAAGUUUCUGACAAAAAUUGCCAUACGGAAAUGCAGCGCUAAUGCCUGUGGUAGCUCCCAACGUUGCUGAAGUUUUGAUAGGCUGUGCUGGGAUACGCGUGAGCAGGAGACAGGUGCCCCCAGCCAAUCAGCAUAUAAGCAGCCAAUGAAAUGGACAUGUCCACUAGGUGGACACUUACAGAACAACCCCCCUCCCCCCAGGUUCAGGACUGUUAACAAGCUUACGCAUUUAAUUCUGCAGGCCAAGAGAGCAUGUAUUUCUGCACCUUAGACUCCAAAUCUGCAGCUUGAAAUGCUGAGCAGAAGUGCUUUGGUACUUAACGUUGUGUUAAGAGGUACGAGCACUCAGAAGCAAAUGAAGUGCUAUAAUAUGACAGUGUAGUCUGAAGUGGAAUCUGCACUGGCUUGCUGGAAAACUUUUCUCAAGUUCUAAAGGAUUGUGGUUAGGUGAGUUACUCAUUCUCUUCACAACUAUAGAUGCAUCAAUUUUUCACCAUGGCACAGAAUGUGCCAUUAGCACAAGUUGAAUCGCGAACAAGAAAUAUCUGAUCGUAAUGCCCGCUAAAUGCAACUACAUGAAAAUGCCACGUGUAAUUAUUGUGUAGCCGGUUUCUAAGUGUGAAGUAGUCCCAAGUGUAUGUUUUGGAGUCUGAAUUAAGGCUCUGUUGCAAGUGCAGGUGUACCUGGAAAUGGAACAAUGCAUUGUGGUAGUUUCAGAAUCACUCAUGUUUGAAUUUAUGCUGAUAGUACCUAAGGCCACACAUUCAUAUUAUCGUGCUUCAUUUAUUGCUCUUGAAAGAGUUGGCAUCUUGUCUUUGCAUUGUCGUUUUCUUUCUUGUAGUAGUUUUCUUAAUUAAAAAUACUUUUAUAUAAUAUACACAUGUCACAAGUGUCACCAUUUGACUAUGUUUACAGAAUUUCUGGCUUAGGAUAUGAAGAAAUGUAAUUAUCAUUACAGCUAAAAUACUGUCCAGAUUUAGCAGUGUUCAUUGCUAAACAAUUGUUACUUAAGCAAUCUAGUCCUGAAAGUUGGAUAUGCAAUUUCUGCACAGGAAUGCCAUCUGUUAGAAGACAGCAAAUAUUCUGGCUUAAACAUUAAGGAAUAAAAUGCAGUCAGAACUGCUGGAAGCUUGGCACAUCACCUACAAGAUUUAAAUGUCUCAGGAAAAUUUUCUAUACUACAAGCUGCUGUUGUCACAACACGGAAUGGUCUAUGCAAUAUCUUGGCUCGAUCCAAUAACAAGUAGUUCAGGCCCCACCAGCCCAAGCCAAUUUGACCUAUUGCGGAAGGCUAAUGGCAGAUUUGGGAUAAGAAUAGAUUAGAAUAGUUUUACGUUACCCUGGUCCUUGUCAGUAAUUCACAUGGAAGCAACUAAUUUGCCACUUUCAGUGCACUAAUUAUCACAAUUUCUUUUUUUACCCGUAAUAGUUAGCCAUGUCAUUUGCGAGUGGUUUGCUUCCCUUCAUUGCCAUGGUGGCUAACAGUUGCAGUGUUGCAUUGCCACAAGCAGUGUUCAUGUGAAUGUGUGCUUAAAUAUAGUAAGCUACUUUGGUCCUACGAAGCGUGUGUUAUGUCGAUGCAACUAGCACGCCUCGCAGCGGAACCAGCUCAGUUUGUGUUUUCUGCAACAUUUUAGUGAUCCUGUCCCAUUGAGAGAGAACUUGUAGAAAGGCAGAGGUGUCAGUCUGAUCUAGUGCACUGUAGCCUGCUGCUCUAUGUAGGGGGAAUGGGAAACAGAGAAGUGACGAUGACACAGAUGCACGUAUUACGCAACCAAAGAAGCAGUGCUGCAAGCUUCGAGUCCACUACAUUGUCAUGUAUGAAGUCCAAGAUUGCACUCGGCAGCUGUGCUGCUGCACAUUUUGUGUGAUGUGGAUAUUCUGUUGUUUGUACUUAGUAUUUAUUGUGAGGAAUUAAGUGCUUAUUGUUUGCCUUAGCGUGCAAAAGUAGUGGAGAGGAAUGUAGGCGGCUAGUAGUUUCUUUUAAGCGCUUGUAUGAUGCAAUGCUAAGAAGAGAAAAAAAGCAACAUCUAACUAUGGAUGCUGAAUUUCAGAAAGUGGCCGUGCCUUUGAAAAGGCACGUCUGCUUGGAGGUAAGAGCCAGACAGACACAAGCACCGUACAAGAGUGUGAAGUUAGGCUAGUUGGUUUGUUGUCAAUGUGUUGGGUAACAGUUCAGGUGUGACAGGAGAGAGUGCACACAUCCUCUCCACUAUCCAUGCUGAUGACCAUUGCACUUCAUACCCAGCAGUCAUGGUGAGAUUUCCACCACAUUUUUCUCCAUAGUGCACCAUCUACACUCUGUAGACAAGGAUGGUCUGCUCUGUACAUUGUAAAUAUCCUAGUCAGCUGAGAAACACCCUUCGGUUUUCAUUCGUAAGUGCUUUCCUUCAGUGCAAACAUCAAUUUGUAGCUUAUCAAUUUCUGUAUGGCCCUUUUGUAUGCACUUCUUGGUUGUGUUAUCAAAUAUGGCUGUAUCUGUGGACAAAUGAAGCUAUUUUUGUGAUUCUUCUCCAAUAUGCACCCUCUUGCUCUUGUGUGACUGUGCAUCAUUUCAGAGAUGCAAAUCUAGUGUUCUGCUCCUGAAAUGGCCUAAAACACCCAAUUAAGGAUUGUUUGUUAAUGUAUUUGUUUACACAUUGCAUUGACGUGUGCAUCCCUUUAAAAGGGAAAUAAAGAGGCAAAACAAA
This is a messenger RNA of Dermacentor albipictus, 8415 nucleotides long. It is a transcript of the gene PIG-M, whose product is annotated as Phosphatidylinositol glycan anchor biosynthesis class M. Gene Ontology annotation, biological process: GPI anchor biosynthetic process. The record is from RefSeq and is a predicted model, not a curated record. NCBI's taxonomy places the organism in Eukaryota, Metazoa, Arthropoda, Arachnida, Ixodida, Ixodidae. Gene Ontology annotation, molecular function: alpha-1,4-mannosyltransferase activity; GPI mannosyltransferase activity. Gene Ontology annotation, cellular component: glycosylphosphatidylinositol-mannosyltransferase I complex; membrane.